Athene cunicularia (burrowing owl) is the source of this 6919-nucleotide messenger RNA. It is a transcript of the gene ASB15, whose product is annotated as ankyrin repeat and SOCS box containing 15. The transcript has 10 exons. Gene Ontology annotation, cellular component: cytoplasm. Gene Ontology annotation, biological process: intracellular signal transduction. Gene Ontology annotation, molecular function: protein binding. Lineage: Eukaryota; Metazoa; Chordata; Aves; Strigiformes; Strigidae. The record is from RefSeq and is a predicted model, not a curated record. The coding region runs from base 4582 to 6351 and encodes 589 amino acids.
UCAGAGUACAUUUAAUAAUUAUCUGGUUUUGAAAACAAGCCAAAAAAACCCCUAAAACCACCAACACAGCAUUUCACUGUUAAUAUCUGUGUAGCACUGGGUACUCUGUUAGGAGUAUUAUCCUGUGUGUUAAUACAUGGCACGUAGGCACCCUAAGAAGGCCUUGCUAUAGCUGUGACUUCUCUUCCCUUUUUGGUCUCGCCAAUGAAUUUAUCUCACUGGGAAGUCUUGUUAAUUGCCAUAUACUUUGGUAUCUGGAGAAGAGUCUCAUUUAUUCUGACUUUAUGUGCAUCAACAUAGCUGACUGAUGGAUUUAUACCUUUUAACUAUUCAAGAGCAGAAUCAGACACUUUACAUAGCAAUGCAAAAUAUUAAAAAUAUCUGAAAAGCUAAACAAUACUGGGCUCAUAACGUGGACAUGUACAAGUUCUGAUAGUGUCCUGGUUAUGUAAAGGAAAUGAAAGAAUUCAAGGUAAGCAGUUAAAACAUUUGUGUUGUUUAUAUAUAUUAUAAAUAUACAUUUUAGGUAUUUUUUAAUUAUAUAAGAAUAUAUUUCUGUUCUUACCUCUUAGUCAACAGUAGAGCAGGGUCUCAGCAUUGUUUCUGUGUGCAUCUGUUCAGAUUUUUUUGGAGGUUCUCCAUGCUUACUUAGGUUGCACUGGCAAAAGAAGUUGCAAUGAGUAUUUAUCAUCAUUAAAUGGUUUCCUUGAUCUUGUGUCCAAAGAUGAGAUGCAUGUAGUGCCUGAGUUAACUUACAGUUUUAGAGUUCUAUAAAUGCAAGUGAAUCAUGGGGCGCAGAAGAGUUCACAGUGUACAAUUUCAUUUCAUGAGAACAAUUAAAGUUAAGUUGGAAGUUUGUUCUUUCACUUUGUUAUAUUCCCUUGCUGUCUGUUCAUUUUGAUAAAGAUAGGAACUAAUUGGUUAAAACUAAAACAGGAUGGAGAUAUUGCAUCAGUGGUACGUAUCGAGCUUCUACAUCCCGUGCUUGUGAUUUAACUUGCUGGGUACAGCUAUUCUCAGUGUCAGUCAGGUUAUUCUGCUCUCGCAUCACUGCUCUCUGUGGUGCUGAGCCUCCUGUUUCUCUGUCCAAUUUCAAGGUACUGAAUCUAGUCAAAUAAGUACUGUAAGUGGCUGCCGUUGAAUCUAUAAAGCUUUGCAUCCUAGCAGCUUCAGAGGGAGAGAUGAGUGUUUGGUGAUGUAAUAUGGCAGGAUCUGCAACUAGUUAAACACUAAACCUCAGAAUUGUUUUAAUUUAUGUGCAUAUGUUAUCAGAUUUUGUUAAUGUAGCCCUUGAGACUAAGUUGGCAAAUAAUUUAUUUUCUUAAUGAGAGUUGUUGAAUCAAUGAGGGCACAGAUAAUCAUCUUAUACUGUUCAGACCUUGUGUUACAUUUGAUGAGAUUUUAGAGAAGUCAUGUGUAAUACUUUCCUGUGGGUCGAGUCUGCUUAUGUUACAGUUGUACAAGGUCAGACCUUAAUUUAUCUAGCAACUGCGUAUUUAAUUUUAGAAGUAUCACAGGACACAUCAGAUUGUGGGGCACCAUUCCUGGCGGUUCAAAAUGCAGGCCCCAGAGUAACAGUGGCAAGAUAAUGGGUUGAAAAGGUGAGAAUAUAUUAUAUGCUCGCCAAUUAAGACUAACAGAGAAAUAGUUUAAAACUGUAAUAUUUAAUAGACUUGAGUCCAAAUUUAGACUGCUAUUAAUUAUUUUUUUUUGCUAUGAAUAAGCUGUUUGCAUGUCUAAGGGCCUUCUAUUUAUAGAGAGCAAAGCUAGGAUUGUCUAGUUUAUUUUAAGGAUAAGAAAUCAGAAUAACAUUAACACUCACAUAACCUUAACUUUAUAUCUAUGUGUUUAAAAGCAAUGAAUGCUUGAUACACUUCUUUGAAAAAUGCAACUUCCAUGAUUAACAAGUACCUCAGGUUUUUUCAAUUAAGAAACUUAAUUAAGAGAGCAAAACUUUUUUUUAAGGAAAACAGCAAGAAGUAAUGUCUAGUUUUUAGUCAGAAAUGGAAAAAAUACCAGAAAAAUAUCAGACUAUUUAGAAUGUUGUUUAAGGAAAAUAUUCUUGGUAAUACAAAAAGUAAAACUGGCUUAGAUUAAACAUCUGCCAUUGUUUCUAGUGAUCUAGUGCCUGGGUCUGGUAAAUGUGAAACUUUCCUAGGUGAAUGGAAGAAGAUUUUGCUGCUGAGCUUUUCAGCCUUUUCAUUGUCACAUCAGGUAAUGUGGCAGAAAUGUCUGCUGCUGAUGUUCAGUGUACCAGCCGUGCUAUUAUAUUCCUCUGUGAUCCUAGUGGAACAUCUGUGCUUCAGUUAGACCUUGUCACUUCAGCACAGCAUAUUACAAGCAGUGAUACAGCAAAUCAGGCUCUCAAAGCAUGUAUAGACCCCUGGCAGUGUGUCCAGCACUUGUGCUGUGGUGAGCUGUUUGCCUUAUACUUACUCUGCCAUGUCACUGCCACUUGCUACCUGACUGACUUUCUCAUUCUAUAGUAUAUUUUUAAUUUCUGUGGGAUAAGAUAAUUUGAAAACAAUACACCCGACAAUUCUGAAACACUGCUCGUCUGAGACCUUUCUGGUUAAGUGUGUAUUCAGGCAGAGCUCUGUGUUGCCUGGAGGCAUGGUCAGUCUGGGGAAGUAGGAGAUUGCUGACCAAAUGGGUAUGGAUGUUGUAUGACUGGAAAAAAGAAAGCAAGUUUCUAUGUUGACCUGGAAACUGAUUUCCUCCUGUAAUCUGGAGAUAAAUGUGAGGUAGAAAGGCAAUAUUUUUUUUCUGAAAAUAAAAGGAUUUUCUUAUUAAAUUACUAUUCUGCAAGAUGCUCUGUGCUCUUAACUCUACUUGGAGUCAGUGACGUUGUAGGGUAUUGAUCACCUUACAGGACUAAACCAUAAGUGAACAUCUUCAUAAAGAUUCUGUAAUACACCAGAAGAGCCUUUUUUUCAGAGACUUUGCAAUGUGAGGGUCUAAUCUAAGGCCCAUAUUAGUCUUCAGGAGUCUUUUUGGUUCAGGCUCAAAGAUAAAUAUAAUAUGAUUGUCUGUACUAUAAUUUUCAGUUUCAGUUCUCCUAAGGACAGCAAUGUCAGUAGGGCAUGCAGAGCAUGAAGAUCCACUCAUGUGGAUCUGGUAGGGUGAGCAUGAUUCUUUAAAAAGAUGCUUCAGAAAUUUCAGCAAUGGCAUGAAUUCUUCAAAUGGAGGGUUUCAAAACAAAAGGUGUGAAGAAAGGGAAGAUAGCUUGUGUUUGCCUUUAAGCUGUUGUGGAAGAAAUACGAGAUUAAGGAUUUUACAUUUUUUCUUAGUAAAUUCCUUAAUUUCUUUAUUCCCAAAUUUCCUUAAUAAAUUUUCUUAUGUAAAUUAACUGUUUGGUCUCAUUUGGAGCACCUCCCAGCUACCAGUGAAAUAUUUAAUUUAUUCUAAAAUGUCCUGUACUUUUAGCUGAUGGUAGGAGAUGUUGUAGAUUAAUUUAUUUAGAUACACUUCUAUAACUGCUAGUCUAAGAGAGAUUUUAUCUUUGCUGUCUAAAAGGUUUGUCAGUCUUCAGAACAGUGUGUAUUUGUGGGUUAAAUGAUGGAAGCCUUAAGGUGCCAUGAGAAUUAGAGAAGUGUUUAUGAAAAUGUGUAGAUAAAUGCUCAAAAGAACCUUGACUCAGAAUUCUUGUGCCUGUCAGUGAAGUGCAUUACCAGCAAGAGAUGAAGAAAAGAGGCUCAGUUUCAUGGCCUUACUGAUGAUGGGAAUUUUACAUUAUGGUUUAGAAGAAACUUGUGGCAGCAUUUAGAAAAAGAUGGUCAGGUGCUUUGUUUUGUGUAGCUUUUUGAAGUUGCUGCUUUGUAGUACACCUUGGGAAUUUGACAUGGGAUAUCUUCCUUUCUGCAUAAAGCAAACAUUAAAAAAAACCCAAAACAAAACACAAUUUCUUACUAUUUUUUUUUUUCCUGCAACAAAUUUGCUAGGCUUUCAUAAGCUUGUUUGGAUCCUAAGAGUUUCAGAACAUUGUUACCAUUGUUUUUUAGAAUUCUAGAGAAGUUCAUAUUGUCCAUCCUGUUCAACAGGAUGUCAGUCAGUCAUCAUUCUCUGUAAUUUCAGAAAUCUUUUUUGUAUGAGAAGUUACACCUAAACUUCAGUAUGCCAGCAGAUAACUGUGAGGACUUCUAUAUGUUGUGCAGCAGAUUUAACAUCAGGUAGCAUGUGUAAGAUUUUGGUAGGUGUGUCUGCAUUGUGCUGACCAGUUCAUCAGUCUGACUUGUGUGUGAAAUCAUUUGGACUGUUAUGCUGAAGCCUUCACAAAAGGAAGGAACAGAGAGACCUUCAGAAAAGCAUUGUCUUUUAUGAAUAACAUGAAUGUCUAUUCUUCUAAGUCCCAAAAGAAAAUGUGUCCAUUAAUAUUUUUUUUAUUAUUAUUUGUGGAAGAUUUUUACAAUUAGAGGUGGCAGUUCAAGACCAGAGUUGUAUAUUUUUUCCUUUGAAGAAAAUGGGACUGAAGUGGAAAUUUUUGUCCAGUUUCCUUCAGAUUGUCCAUCCUUGCGGUUAAAAACCUGGGCUGCAGUUCCAGCACAUAUUGAAAGAGCUCAUCAUUAUAGCUCACUGUAAAAAAUGGAUGAAAGAGAAGAUUUGGAUGAAGAUCUCACUGAGUAUGCCAUACAGCUUAGCAUUCAAAAAUCAAAUGGGGCCAAACCACCAGUGUCUUCCAGCUAUAAUGACAGUUUUGUACCACCUAGUGAGGAAAAUAGGAAAAUUGUAGCAUCCAUAAAGCAAGGUCAAGUAUUUGGGCUCCAAGAACUUGUGAAACAGAAAUAUGCUUUGGAUGAAGCUGAUGAAAGAGGGUGGUUUCCACUGCAUGAGGCUGCAGCUCAGCCAAUUCAGCAAAUACUUGAAAUCAUUUUAGACGCAUCUUAUAAAACAAUGUGGGAAUACAAAACAUGUGAUGGAGAAACACCAUUAACUUUGGCAGCAAAAACUGGCUUUGUGGAAAAUGUAAGAACGUUGCUGGAAAAGGGUGUUUGGCCCAAUACCACAAAUGACAAAGGAGAAACUCCACUUCUCAUCGCUGUAAGAAGGGGCUCUUUUGAAAUGGUAUCCACUCUGAUUAAACACAACUGUAGUAUUCACCAGCCGUGCGUAAAACGUUGGUCAGCAAUGCAUGAAGCUGCAAAACAGGGACGCAAAGACAUUGUUGCUCUUCUUCUGAAGAAUGGUGGAAAUGUGAACCUUAGGGAUGGAUAUGGAGUAACGCCAUUAGGUGUUGCUGCUGAAUAUGGUCACUGUGAUGUCCUGGAGCAUCUUAUUCAUAAAGGUGGAGAUGUCCAGGCCUUAGCAGAUGAUGGUGCAUCAGUACUGUUUGAAGCAGCCGGAGGUGGUAAUCCAGACUGUAUAGCCCUUCUUUUGGAAUAUGGAGGAAGUGGCAAUGUGCCUACUAAGGCAGGACUGCUUCCCAUACACAAAGCAGCUUAUGAAGGUCAUUACUUGGCCCUGAAGUAUCUCAUUCCGGUCACGUCCCAAACCUCAAUCCAGAAAAGUGGGUUAAGCCCUGUUCACUCUGCAGCAGAUGGCCAGAACUCGCAGUGUCUAGAGCUCCUCAUUGAAAAUGGUUUUGAUGUCAAUACUCUCUUGGCUGAACAUAUUUCAAAUAGUUAUGAUGAUGAAAGGAAAACAGCACUUUAUUUUGCUGUUUCUAACAAUGACAUUCUUUGCACUGAAAUAUUGCUCAAAGCAGGGUCAAAUCCAAACAAGGAUCCUUUAAACUGUCUUCUUGUGGCAGUGAGAGCUGGCAACCAUGAAGUUGUAAGGCUGCUUCUGUCUUACGGAGCAAACGUCAAUUGCUACUUCAUGUUGGUUAAUGAUACGCAUUUCCCCAGCGCCAUUCAGUAUGCUUUGAAUGAUGAGGUGAUGCUGAGGCUGUUGCUCAAUCAUGGAUAUAAUGUGGAGAUGUGUUUUGACUGUAUGCAUCAAGAUAUCUUUGGAAAUUCUUUUGUGUGGUCAACUCCAGAGGAAGAGAUUCUCCCUGGGUGGACUUCUUCUGUAGUAAAGGAUAAUCCAUUCUGUGACUUUAUUGCUGUUCCCUGGUUGAAACAUUUAGCAGGAAAAGUGGUUCGUGUUUUUAUAGAUUACAUGGAUUACGUUCCUCUAUGCACAAAAAUUAAGUUUGUAUUAGAAACACAGAAAGAAUGGACGGAGAUACGUCAGAUAUUGGAUAACCCUCGCCCAUUGAAACAUCUGUGUCGCCUGAAAAUACGUAAACUCUUGGGGUUAAGGAGACUCCAGAAAUUGUCAUCCAUGAAGAAGUUUCCACUUCCUCCAGUUCUCAAGAACUAUAUCCUAUAUAAAGAAUAUGAUCUGUAUGGAAAAGGGAUACAUUUAGAAUAGUUUUUUAAAAUAACUGUAUACAAUCUAUAAUUUGACUCAUUUCUUCAGUAUUUUUUGCUAGCUAAAGAGCUGCUUGGUGUUUCAGAUACAUUCACAACAUUCUGAUAUUUGUCAAUAGUUGUUUUAUGGGAACAAAUUUUUCUUCAAAACUAGCACACUAAAGCUCAUGUUUUAGCACAUCAUUGUACUAUCUGAAUAUAGACUAAAAUCAGAAUAAGGACGCUAUAAUAGUUAUGUAGAACAGUACACUCUAAAUGGGAAUUCAGAUGAAUAAAGGAUAAAAGAAUUUUCAUGAUGGACUUGCCAAUUAAGAUGAAAAAUACAAUUGCUGCUCUAAGUUUGUGGCAUUAGUUUAUCUAUAAAAGAUAGUAAAUCUCUAAUUUAGCCUGGCAAAGAAGGUUAAACCAUUAACUGCACAUCUCUGUCACGUCAUUGGCCUGAAAUGUAACACAUCAUGGUCCUAUUAUAAAAUUCUCCAAACACUUAAAAGAUCCUUUUAAGCUAUGUUUGCUCCCGGAUAUGACUGCUGUGUGUGCCAGUACUGCAUGUUUCAAGGCUUGGCAAAAUU